UGGGUGAACGGGGUGCAGGUGGUGGAGCACGAAGGGGGGCACCUGCCCUUUGAGGCUGACAUCAGCAGCGUGGUGCAGGGCAGCCCGGGCUCCCUGUGCCGCAUCACUGUGGCCCUCAACAACACCCUGAGCCCCCACACGCUGCCCCCGGGCUCCAUCCAGUACAUGGCUGACAAAUCCAGGUACCCCAAGAACUAUUUUGUGCAGAACACCAAGUUUGAUUUUUUUAAUUAUGCUGGGAUCCACCGCCCCGUUGUGCUGUACACCACUCCUGCUGCCUACAUCGACGACAUCACUGUGACAACCAUCUCGUCAGACAGUCUGGCCAGGGUGCAGUACCAGGUGUCAGUGGUUGGCAGCACUGACAGUUCCUUGUCCCUGAGUUUGCGUGACCAGGAGGGGAAGGUGGUGGCCACAGGUGAUGGCCCAGAGGGACAGCUCAAAGUCCUCAACCCCAACCUCUGGUGGCCUUACCUGAUGCACGAGAACCCUGGGUACCUGUACUCCUUGGAGGUGAGGAUGCAGGCCCAGCUGGACGGGGCCCUGCUGGAGGACGUGUACACGCUGCCCGUGGGCAUCCGCACCGUGCACGUCACCAGCAGCCAGUUCCUCAUCAACGGCCGCCCCUUCUACUUCCACGGGGUCAACAAGCACGAGGAUGCAGAUAUCCGUGGCAAAGGCCUGGACUGGCCCCUGAUUGUGAAGGAUUUCAACCUGCUGCGCUGGCUGGGCGCCAACUCGUUCCGCACCAGCCACUACCCGUACGCCGAGGAGAUCAUGGACCUGUGUGACGCCUACGGCAUCGCCGUCAUCGACGAGAGCCCGGGGGUGGGCAUCAAACUGCCGGAGAGCUUUGGGAACAGGUCCCUGCAGCACCACCUGGCAGUGAUGGAGGAGCUGGUGCGCAGGGAUAAGAACAGGCCCUCCGUGGUCAUGUGGUCAGUGGCCAACGAGCCGGCCUCAGAGCUGCCCCCAGCUGCUCACUACUUCAAGACAGUGAUAGCUCACACUAAAGCCCUCGACCCCUCCAGACCCGUCACCUUUGUGACAGAUGCUAAUUACGCUCUUGAUCGUGGUGCUCCCUACGUGGAUGUGAUUUGUGUGAACAGCUACUUCUCCUGGUACCAUGACCCAGGGCACCUGGAGGUGAUCCCACUGCAACUCACAGCCCAGUUUGAGAACUGGUACAAAACCUACCAAAAACCCAUUAUCCAGAGUGAAUAUGGAGCAGACUCAGUGCCUGGGCUGCACAGUGACCCCCCCAUGAUGUUCAGUGAGGAGUACCAGCAGGCCAUGCUCAGGGAGUACCACUCUGUGCUGGACAAGAAGAGGAAGGAGUACGUGGUUGGGGAGCUCAUCUGGAAUUUUGCUGAUUUCAUGACCAAUCAAGGCACCACCCGAGUUCUGGGUAACAAGAAGGGAAUCUUCACCCGGCAGCGCCAGCCCAAAGCCGCCGCCUUUGUCCUUAGGGACAGGUACUGGAGGAUUGCAAACGAGUCAAGCUGUCUUCCUCCUGCAACAUCAUCACAUUCUCUCUUCCUAAAAUGAAAACAAAGGGUUUAGUGGCUGGGGAUGAUGCUGAACUCGUUAUUAAAUCUCUGUUUAAAUAAGUUCUAUGCCUGAUUCAA
This is a messenger RNA of Zonotrichia albicollis (white-throated sparrow), 1628 nucleotides long. NCBI's taxonomy places the organism in Eukaryota, Metazoa, Chordata, Aves, Passeriformes, Passerellidae. The record is from RefSeq and is a predicted model, not a curated record.